UUUUAAAGCAACUGAUGCAUUAUAUGUAGAGAAAAUGACCAUCAUGAACGAUGUAAAUGAAGGAAUUACUAGCAUAAAAUGCAAGCAAGUCUAUUUUAUAGACACUUUCUUUAUAACCAUGUACGAAUAGAGAAAAUAAUUCAGUACUAUGAUAUAAAAAAAAACAGAGCAGCUCUUUCUUCUUUAUUUGCAUCGUCCUCUUUCAACAAUACACAGCUUCAAGAAGAACAGUCACGAUAUUUUUAAUCUCCUCUGACCUUCCCUUAAAACUUUUUUUCAUAUUUUUUUUUUGUCUUCUCUAUCGACAACUAUGGCCAAUAAACUCGACACUUUGACUGUCAACUUAUCCAGCGCACCUUACCAACGUGCAUUUACUACCAGCACAAGCCCUGUUGUCUUAUUCACUGUGUUGGAUCACUACUUGCGUCGUGAUCAAUCUAAAGUAUUGGGUGCCAUCUUGGGUGUUCGCAGCCCUGAUGGUACUGAAGUCGAGAUCAGAAAUGCUUUCCCUUUGAUUUAUACUACAGAAAAUGAUGAUAUUGUUCUCGAUAAAGAUCAUUAUCGUACCAUGUAUGAAUUACACCAAAGAGUGAAUCCAGAUGAAAUUAUUGUGGGUUGGUAUACAGCUGGUGCUGAUUUGACACCUGCCUGUACGCCUGUUCAUUCUUUCUUUGCUGAAGAUGUGGCUCCUUUCCAACCUAUCCAUAUCACCAUUGAUACAGAUGCACUCUUAAAGACUUCUGAUAUGGGUCUUCGUGCCUAUGCUAGUGCACCUGUUGGUUUCUCUACUAAGCCUGGGGAUUGUAUGUUUUUAUCUGUUCCUUGUGAAGUGAAAUACCUUGAUGCUGAACGAAGUGGCUUGGAUAUGCUUGCUUCUGCUAAAUCAAAGGAAACCCGUACUGCUUCUUUGAUAUCUGAUAUGGAUCACCUUGAAAUUGCUAUUACUAAACUUCAAGAAAUGCUUGAAAGAAUCAGUAAAUAUGUUGACAGCGUUGUUGAUGGUAGUGUCCCACCCAACAAUGCUAUUGGUAGAUAUAUUAUGGACACUGUCUCUGUUGUUCCCAAAGUUGACAGUACAGCCUUUGAAAAGAUGUUUAAUUCUCAUUUGCAAGAUCUUUUGAUGGUUGUCUAUCUUGCCAAUAUGACACGUACGCAACUGUCUGUUGCAGAACGUUUACAGUUAUUAGUUGCCAAUUAAAAACAAGUUUGAUUCGCGUGUAUAAAAAAAAAAAAUUCCCGUCUUUUUUUGUACCUUUUACUU
This is a messenger RNA of Gilbertella persicaria, 1261 nucleotides long. Its product is annotated as maintenance of mitochondrial structure and function-domain-containing protein. Gene Ontology annotation, cellular component: eukaryotic translation initiation factor 3 complex, eIF3m. Bases 311 to 1198 code for a protein of 295 amino acids. Lineage: Eukaryota; Fungi; Mucoromycota; Mucoromycetes; Mucorales; Choanephoraceae. The record is from RefSeq and is a predicted model, not a curated record. Gene Ontology annotation, molecular function: translation initiation factor binding; metallopeptidase activity; translation initiation factor activity. Gene Ontology annotation, biological process: translational initiation. The transcript is spliced from 4 exons.